Lutzomyia longipalpis is the source of this 3509-nucleotide messenger RNA. Its product is annotated as zinc finger protein 600-like. The record is from RefSeq and is a predicted model, not a curated record. The transcript has 13 exons. Gene Ontology annotation, cellular component: nucleus. Lineage: Eukaryota; Metazoa; Arthropoda; Insecta; Diptera; Psychodidae. Gene Ontology annotation, biological process: regulation of transcription by RNA polymerase II. Gene Ontology annotation, molecular function: RNA polymerase II transcription regulatory region sequence-specific DNA binding; DNA-binding transcription factor activity, RNA polymerase II-specific; zinc ion binding. Bases 110 to 3316 code for a protein of 1068 amino acids.
GCCAAAAGUUAUUUCUUGACAAACUUUCACGCCGGUUCACCAAAACAAAGUGCCUUUUCUUGAAAAGACUUCUUUCCCCAAGGAUCCCCAGGGACCUGUUUCUACAAAAAUGACAAAAGAUAGUGAUGCGAGUGAAGAUGAAGACGUUUACAUGGAUAGUGGUGUUUUAGACCGAGUUAUUGAUGAAGAAAUUGAGGAUGCGAACGAAACGCCUGAUUCUGAUGAAGAGGACGAAGAGAACUCACGGAGGACCAUGAGGAAAAGAACUUCAAAGAGAGCUUCAACGGGUAAAGAUGGAGAUGAAGGAAACCCAAAGAAAACCUUGGCUUGUGAAGUCUGCUCGAAAACUUUUACGUAUAGAAAAAGUUUGAAUAACCACAAACUCAAACAUUCCUCAUCUGGUGAUCACCCAAAGGAUACUGAAGUCUCCUGCCCAACUUGCUCCAAAGUACUUAAAAACCGAUCAUCAUUGAAAACACACAUCUACUACAUACACUCCGAGAUUGGAAGAGCAAAGAGAAAAAUUCAAAUCAACAAGUCAAAGGGUAUUUUGCAGUCCAGCAAAAUGAAGAAGAAGCUCUUUGCAACGAAGAUGACAAAGAAAACUCAUUCGCAGACGGCAAAAGUCAGCAAAGGAGAAGAAAAUACUUCUGCUGAUCAGAAGAAAUUCAAUUGCAGCUUGUGCUCAGCUUCGUACUCCAAACGACCUUCGCUAAAUAAGCACAUGAGACUCCACGCAAAGAAAGGAACAUAUUCUUGCACCACAUGCAGAUUUCGCUUUAACAAUAUUCACGGUUUGAAGGUUCACAUGGCUCAUAAGAACCACAAUUCCCUAAAGUGUAAAAUCUGCGGUGCUUUUUACACAGACGGUGAUCUCUUUGCCCAACAUAUUGCUGAGCAUAUGACAUCAAACGAUGAAGAGAAGACUCCUGUGCCAAAACCAGUACGGUCCUAUAGAUGCACCGUCUGUGAUGAGACAUUUCCAACAACACUAAAGCAACGAUUACACAUCAAAAAUCACAAAGUACAAGGAGAUCGAACGUGUAUAUACUGCGGAAAGGUCGUAGGGAGUUACAACAGCCUAAGAAGUCAUGUCUUUACUCAUCGAAAGAGGUUAAAAGCGCCACCAUCGGAGAAACAGAAGAUUCCUGAACGCACUAUACCCUGCAAACAGUGUUCAAAGCUUUUCUCAUCUAUUACAAAUCUUAUGAUGCAUAAGAGAUGUCAUGCAUCAAGUGGACCACUUGCCUGUCCCUACUGCGAUUCCAUGCUGAGGAAUAUUCCUACGUGGAGGGCACACAUCCAUAAUCAACAUAAGGAAAAUAUAAACCGACGAAAGCCAAAUAAGUUACCGUCUCCAAGACCAGAAAAUGUGUCAGAAAGUAAAGAUGAUGAUAAAUCAACAAAAACAACAUCCUCGAAGCGUUUUCGCUGUGACAAGUGUCCUAAAACGUACGACCGUGAGAAGUAUUUGGUGGCUCAUCUAAAAUCUCACGAGCCUAGAAAUCGUCGUACCCUAGUCUGUCCCUACUGCAGUAAAGUUUAUUCUUCAAACCUAUCAUUCAACACUCACACUUUUCGACACAGGCAAGCUCUGAAGAAAAUGAACGCUGAAGGAAAUGAGAGUUCGAAAGUUCAAAAAUCCUUCAAAUGCGAUCAAUGCCCCAAAAUUUGCGUAAACGCAUUUAAUUUGAAAAUGCACAGGGCAGCCCAUGUACGAAAGAAAAAUCUUCACCCCUGUCCGUAUGAUGAUUGCGAAAAGGUCUUACAAACCUCAGCUGGACUAUACCACCACAUCCGUAGGAAUCACAAAGCUAAUCAGAAGAAGCAGGAAUCAUCGGGAUCAGCAGCGAAAUUGAGGAAGAUUGGUCAUACGAAAGAGAAAGAAUUCACUCAUCGACAGGACUUGAAAAUACGGAUUUCGUUAACUGGAAAGUCUGUCAAGCUAAGUGCGAGCAGUCGGCAACUAAAAUUGAAAGCAAGAAUCACACCGAAUGACGUCAGGAAGUCACAGGCUCCUUCAAUAAGUCUACCUGAAGAAGAAGAGGCCGAUGGUGAUGAUCAAGGACAAAGUGAUCACUUGAAUGAGUCCGAGAAAACGGGUAUUCCAUGUCCCAAAUGCGGUCUUUGCUUCCAGAACGAACGAGCCCUCACGAGUCAUGCGUGGCGGCAUGAACCUCAAAAGCUCAGGCCUAGUUCAGCGAAAGAUAAGGAAGAAAACGCUAAGCUUGUUCAACCAAAAAUUGCAGCAGUUCGUGGCGAUGUGGGCAGCAAAAAUAGAGUCACGAAGCCCACCAGCAAUUUCACUUGCGAUCUCUGCUUCAAGGUUUAUAAAACCUAUAGAACUCUAUGGUCUCAUAAGAAGAGUCAUAAGGAAAAUAAUCCAAUCGCAUGCCCAAUUUGUGGGAAUUACUAUAGAAACAAAAUCUGCCUGCGGGGGCAUUUAAAACGUCACAGAAAAGCAAUGAAUAUGCAAAUCUUUCCAAGGUGGACUCCCAGAUGCAAAAAGCCAGAAGAACAAGAAGAAAAUGAAGAGAUUGACGAAGUGGAAGAAGAAGGAAGCAAAGAAUCAUUUUCAGAUGGUUCUGAAGAGGAACAUGAGAUUUCCAAAGAGAAAGAGACUACAGUAGAAACACCAGACGUUAUAAAGGUGUUCACAUGCAAUCACUGCAAUUUUUCAUGUGAAUCUCAGAAAAGUCUCCUGAAUCACAUAAAGUGUCACACAAAGAAGGGAACACUGUCGUGCAAAACGUGCGCAAUGCGCUUUAAAACUAUUAAAGCAUUGAAGAUUCACUCGUGGAGGCAUACAGCGGUUAAAUGCCAUAUUUGUAAUUAUCAAGUUUCAGAUGAAGUUCGUUUGGCGCAGCAUAUUGAGAAGAUGCACACAGUGGAGGUGAAAGUGGAAAAGGACGAUGAUGAUAUUCCCGUUAGGCGUCAGAUGCCCGAAAGAAGUGCAAGUUUGAGGGAGGCUUCACGAAAACAGAAUGCAGCCGUUGCAUCAACUUCAACGUCCAAUGAAGCAGUUUAUGACUGUUCGUACUGUAAUGAGAAAUUCAGUGUGGAAGAAAGCUUUGAGAAACACAUGAGGAGGAAGCAUAACAUUGAACCGGAAAUCUCAGGCAUUUUCUAUCCUUCUACAAGUUACGGAGAAAGUAGCAGUGAGACUCCAAAGACAAUGGAAUCUUCACCGGAAAUUCCGCAGAAAGCACUCACACCAACAAUGUUCCAAUGCGAUAUUUGUUCGGAUAAAUUCAAUGACAAGGAAACUCGCACAAGACAUAUCAAAGAAAUUCAUUUUGGGAUAAAACUCUCAUAAGAGGAAGGGCAAUUCAACAAAAAAGGAAGAAAGCAAUGGAAAGAAUAAUUCAAUACCUAAGGAGUUUUUUUUAUAGCAGACUUUUUUUGUUUUCAUUAAGUUUAAUUUUUCUUUUAAAACAAAGACAACCUAAUUAUUAUUACUUUGGAUUACUUAAUAUCAAAAAUAUAUAUUAAUAAAGUUUGAAAUAAAA